Molecule: messenger RNA, 522 nt
Organism: Colletotrichum fioriniae
Lineage: Eukaryota; Fungi; Ascomycota; Sordariomycetes; Glomerellales; Glomerellaceae
Biological process (GO): mycotoxin biosynthetic process
Source: RefSeq, a predicted model, not a curated record
AUGUUCAAAGAGGCCGAUACCUCAGGCCCAUCUCCGGAGCUGGAUGCUGCUUGGGACAAACUCAUCGAUGAGCGCCAUUUCAUGCUGGUCCCUGAUGAAGACUUUCCCAAGUCUGAGUUUAGAGCUAGAGAGCCCCUCCGGGCUUCGACCUCUACUCAGAAUGGUACUCUGGCCGUGUUCGAGUAUGUCCACGCCUUGCAUUGCGUGCACCUGAUGUGGAAGCAAACAUGUCCCGAGUACUACAAAGAAGAUCACAUGAAGAUGAAGAACGACCCGAAGUGGCAACACGCCCACAUCAACCACUGCGGGGACUUCUUGAAGCAGUACAUUCUCUGCAACGCCAACUUCGCGUUCAACACGUACUCCUUCAACGAGACACGCGGUGGCGCCGACGUGGAUAUUGUGUCAUCGCACACGUGCAUUGACUUGGAUGCCGCGGACGACUACGCGAACCGACACUACGUCAAUGGGUCUGAGCUGGCCAUCGCUACCGGCAAAGAGAUCACUGCCGAUGUAUUUUGA